UCGGUGCUCAACGAGAAAUGAAGGAAAAUAUUCAGAAAUGGAACACAGACAAAAUUCGUGAUAACAUGUUGCAGAUUAGCAUUCAGUGGGAAUUCAAUCCUCCCUCCGGUUCUCACUUCGGCGGAGUCUGGGAAAGACUCAUUAGGUCUGUGAGACAGGUGUUGUACUCUGUUAUGCAUGAGCAGAAUGCGAAACUGGAUGACGAAGGACUUCAGACACUCUUUUGUGAGGUAGAGGCUAUCUUAAAUGGACGCCCGUUAACUGAAGCAUCGGAUAACGUAACUGACCUACGGGUUUUGACCCCAAACCAUCUGCUAUUGCUUCAGCCUGGAGAGUAUUUCCCACCUGGAACAUUCGUCGCCACGGAUAACUAUGCCAGAAGGAGGUGGAGACAGAUACAGUACCUUUCAGAUAUUUUCUGGAAUAGGUGGACCAAGGAAUACUUACCGCUUCUGCAAGGACGCCAGAAAUGGAUGAAGAAACGACGUAAUAUGCAGACUGGAGAUCUUGUGCUGAUCGCUGAUAGUACACCUAGGCAUGCGUGGAUAACCGGUAGGAUUCAGGAAGUUGUGAAAGACAAACAUGACAUUGUGCGAUUCGUGAAGGUUAAGACCCCUUCCAAUGUGUUAACGCGUCCAGUGACAAAACUCGUGCUCUUGCUCGAGUCAGACAUUGAGUAAUGGAUACGGUGAACGCUUGAGUGAAAGGACAAUUCGAACUAAAAUAUCAGAUGUACUUUUGUAAUUGUAAUUAUUUUAUGAUUAAGCAUAAUGAUUUAAUUGAUGUGUUUGAUGGUUAUUAGGCCGUUUUUGCGAAUUGAUAAUCUCGGUUGAAGCCUCGAUUAAGGGGCCGGUAUGUUACGGCCUAAAUGUUAGUUUUAUGUUGAAUUUAUUGUUUAGUUUUAUUUGUGGUAAUUUUGUUAAGAUUCCGGAAAAUACGGUUAUCCGGUUUCCGGUUUUAGUAUAGACGAAUAUUAUGGGAUAGCGUUAUCCAAGCGCAGCACAUGUUUUGAGUAUGAGAAGAUUCGUUCGGACUAUCGUAGGAUACGAUACGUCAAUCUAUCUACGUAGAACUAUCAUUGAGUCACUACACCUGUACUGUACAUGUAUGUAGUUGAACUGAUGUCAAAGAUAAUAAACACAGAUGAAGCCAGGAAGAUGGAAUUGACCUCAUUUAUUAUUACGAUAGCCAGAACGAUUUCGAGGCGUAUUCGACGCCUACAG
This is a messenger RNA of Pecten maximus, 1223 nucleotides long. RefSeq lists its product as uncharacterized. The record is from RefSeq and is a predicted model, not a curated record. NCBI's taxonomy places the organism in Eukaryota, Metazoa, Mollusca, Bivalvia, Pectinida, Pectinidae. The coding region runs from base 18 to 680 and encodes 220 amino acids. Gene Ontology annotation, molecular function: nucleic acid binding. The transcript has 2 exons.